GGUUUAACCCCUCUGCAUUGUGGCGCACGCAGUGGACAUGAGCAGGUUGUUGAGAUGCUGCUGGACAGGGGAGCUCCCAUCUUGUCCAAAACGAAAAACGGUCUGUCUCCGCUGCACAUGGCAACCCAAGGGGAUCACCUGAACUGUGUCCAGCUGCUCCUUCACCACAAUGCUCCCGUGGAUGAUGUCACCAACGAUUACCUGACGGCACUGCACGUGGCCGCUCACUGCGGACAUUACAAAGUGGCCAAAGUCAUCGUGGAUAAGAAAGCCAACCCCAACGCUAAAGCCCUGAACGGUUUCACACCUCUUCAUAUUGCCUGUAAGAAGAACCGAAUGAAGGUGAUGGAACUGCUGCUGAAACACGGGGCAUCACUGCAGGCAGUCACUGAGUCGGGAUUGACGCCCAUCCAUGUUGCUGCAUUUAUGGGUCAUGAGAACAUAGUGAAACAGCUCACGCAUCAUGGAGCCUCACCCAACACCACCAACGUGAGAGGUGAAACAGCAUUGCACAUGGCAGCAAGAGCCGGCCAGGCUGAUGUUGUCAGAUACCUGCUACAGAAUGGUGCUAAAGUGGACAUCAAAGCCAAGGAUGAGCAAACAGCCCUGCAUAUUGCUAGCCGCCUGGGAAAAUUGGAGAUUGUGCAGCAGUUGCUGCAGAAGGGGGCGUUACCCAAUGCUGCCACCACCUCUGGCUACACCCCUCUCCACCUCGCUGCCCGUGAGGGUCAUCAGGAGAUAGCAGCACUCCUGCUGGAGCAGGGAACAUCCCUCUCUGCAGCAACUAAGAAAGGAUUCACUCCCCUGCACGUGGCUGCAAAGUAUGGGCAGUUGGAAGUAGCGAAUCUUUUGCUGCAGAAGAAAGCUGUGCCGGAUGCAGCAGGAAAGACUGGGUUAACACCGCUGCAUGUGGCUGCUCACUAUGAUAAUCAGAGAGUGGCUCUGUUACUGCUGGACCAGGGAGCAUCUCCUCAUUCUGCUGCAAAGAAUGGCUACACACCUCUUCAUAUCGCAGCUAAGAAGAAUCAGUUGGAGAUUGGGACAACAUUGCUGGAAUAUGGGGCGGAGUGUAACACAGUGACCCGUCAGGGCAUCAGCCCCCUCCACCUCGCUGCACAGGAGGGCAGUGUGGACCUCGUGUCCCUGCUGCUCACCAAACAGGCUAAUGUUAAUAUGGGCAAUAAGAACGGUCUCACGCCUCUGCACAUGGCUGCACAGGAUGACAGGUCAGGCGUUGUUGAAGUGCUGUUGAACCAAGGAGCAGAAAUUGAUGCCCAAACCAAGAGUGGUUACACUCCGUUGCAUGUGGCUUGCCACUAUGGCAACAUAAAGAUGGCCAACUUCCUGUUAGAGAAUCAGGCCAAGCCUAAUGCUAAAACAAAGAACGGUUAUACACCUCUACACCAAGCAGCGCAGCAAGGCCACACCCACAUCAUUAAUAUGCUACUUCAAUAUGGAGCUUCGCCCAAUGAGCUCACAGUGAAUGGGAACACAGCUCUCUCCAUCGCUCGACGACUGGGGUACAUCUCCGUAGUGGACACGCUGAGAGGAGUUACAGAUGAAAACCUCACUGCCACGCCUGUAACUGAGAAACACAAGAUCAAUGUCCCGGAGACCAUGAAUGAGUUCCUCGACAUGUCUGAUGAUGAAGCUAUGAAAAAUCAUGAAGCUCAGGCUGAUGGGGAAGAAGGUGAAGAUGCAAUGACCGGCGAGACUGAGAAGUAUCUUCGGCCACAGGACCUGAGGGAGUUGGGGGAUGACUCCCUGCCGCAGGAGGGGUACUUGGGUUUCAGUAUUGGAGCCCGCUCUGCCAGCCCCAGGAUAAGUCUGCGCUCCUUCAGCUCAGACAGGUCCAACACUCUGAACAGAAGCUCCUUCGCUCGGGACAGCAUGAUGAUUGAAGAGAUGCUGGCGCCCACCAAAGACACGGGUGUAUUUAAAGAUAUUUCCUACAUGGUGGACUCUCAGAAUAAGCAUCUUGCAGUGACUCGUGAAUACAACAGCGAGUGUAUGCGGCGGUACAGUUGGACCCCUGAUACAGUGGACCACUCACAUAACACUGUCUGCAGUCCUUUGCAUUCUGGCCCUUCCUCCCCGCUUCCUCAGUAUGACUCCAGAUUCCUAGUGAGUUUCAUGGUGGACGCUCGGGGUGGGUCAAUGAGAGGAAGUCGUCAUGAUGGGAUGCGUAUAAUCAUUCCACCCAGGAAGUGUCCAGCACCGACGCGAAUCACCUGCCGCCUAGCAAAGAGGCACCGCCUGGCGUACCCACCCCCUAUGGUGGAGGGAGAGGGUCUUGUGAGCAGGCUUGUGGAGAUGGGGCCAGCCGGGGCACAGUUUUUGGGGCCUGUGAUAGUUGAAAUUCCUCAUUUCGGCUCCAUGCGGGGAAAGGAGAGGGAGCUGAUCGUCCUACGCAGUGAUAAUGGAGAAACCUGGAAAGAACAUCAUUAUGACUGUAAAGUGACAGAGCUCAUCUCGAUCCUCAAUGGCAUGGAUGAGGAGAUGGACAGCCCAGCAGAGCUGGAGAAAAAACGUAUUUGCCGCAUCAUCACAAAAGAUUUCCCACAGUACUUUGCGGUGGUGUCACGCAUCAAACAAGAAAGUGAUUACAUGGGACCAGAGGGCGGAGUCCUGAGCAGUGAGGCAGUUACCAUGGUGAAGGCUGCCUUUCCUCAGGGAGCGCUUACGAAGAAGAUUCGUGUUGGACUACAGGCUCAGCCUGUGCCAGAAGACAUUGUGCGGACUAUCACUAGUAACCGUGCAUCCUUCAGCCCGAUUGUAACCGUGGAGCCCAGAAGGAGGAAAUUCCACAAGCCCAUCACAAUGACAAUCCCUGUGCCGCCCAGAGCCAAAGAGGCUGUUGCUAAUGGACGCAAAGGAGAACCUGCCCCCUGCCUUAGACUGCUCUGUAGCAUUACAGGUGGAACAUCCCCUGCACAGUGGGAAGACAUCACUGGGACCACUCCACUCUCCUUUGUUACAGACUGUGUUUCCUUCACCACAAAUGUGUCUGCCAGAUUUUGGUUGGCAGACUGUCAGCAGAUCAGCGAGACUGUGGGUUUAGCAUCUCAGCUGUACAGAGAGCUGAUCUGUGUUCCGUACCUGGCCAAGUUUGUGGUGUUUGCUAAAAUGAUUGACCCCAUAGAGACCCGCUUGCGUUGCUUCUGCAUGACUGACGACAAAGUCGACAAAACUCUGGAGCAGCAGGAGAACUUUGAGGAGGUGGCAAGGAGCAAAGACAUUGAGAUUUUGGAGGGUAAGCCCAUUCAUGUUGAAUGCUAUGGCAACAUCACUCCUCUGGCAAAGAGUGGUCAGCAACUCGUCUUCAACUUCUAUGCCUUCAAAGAGAACCGACUUCCAUUCAAUGUCAAGGUCAGAGAUAUGGGCCAAGAGCCAUGUGGGAGAAUCUCAUUCCUCAGAGAACCAAAAAUCGCAAAAGGCCUGCCACAGAGUGCAAUCUGCAACCUUAACUUUUCACUGCCAACACACAGGAAGGAAAUGGAGUCGGAUCCUGAUGAUGAGAAUGACAAAGAUCGACGACAUACCUUUGCUUCAUUAGCAUUGCGAAAGCGCUACAGCUAUCUGGCCGAUCCAGCAUCCAAAACAGCUGAAAGAGGCCAUAACACCACUCCAAAAACCACGCCGCAGCCUUCUGGCUACGCUUACAAGCCUAUCUUUACGACGCGCUCCUACCAGGCCUGGGCAACUAGCUCCCCCAUCAACGUCCCCAGCCAGACCAAGUCUGGAUUUGGCUCCCUCUCCAGCUCCUCAUCCAACACCCCCUCAGCCUCCCCACUGAGAUCGGUGUGGUCUGUGAACUCUGCUUCUCCUAUCAAAUCCAUUAUUGGAGGUUCACCAGCAUCUUCCAUCAAAUCUGCCAGUGACGUUGCAUCACCUAUUCGAUCCUACAGAACUAUCUCCUCACCAAUAAAAACUAUAGUUCAAGGUGCCCAGUAUCCAGUCCAAGCCUCCCCCACCCUUCUGUCCUCUCCAGGCAAGAGUGCCCCUGAUCCAGUUUCACUUAAAGGCCUCACAGGGCUCUCAGCCAGGACAUCUCCUGUACCAUCUGGCGGAACCUUGCUGGAAAGAUCCUCCAUUGCUAUGACUCCUCCAGCCUCACCUAAGUCCUCACUAAACAUGUACAGCUCAAGUUUGCCAUAUAAGUCUGUCGUAACCUCAAACCCUCCAGCAACCUGCUCCCCCAUUAAAACUGUCCCGGGCUUCUCCUCUAUCAGAACCAGCACUGAUGCCUCUGCCAGAGGAUUUCUGUCAUCCCUCUCCUCACCAUUGAAAUCUGGCUCAGCCACUACAACCGCUGCGCUGAUCAAUGGGACGGUUUCCCCAACCAAAUAUCGCUCCUCCUCCCCAACAACCCAUCUUACCAGCACUCUGCAAGAAAGAAUUCAAGCCACAACAAAUGCAGCAACAACAAGUGUAAACGCUGCAUUUGAUGAAGUGGAAAAAACUUUUAAUUCCUGCUCUGCUGGCUAUGGCACACUAAAGUCAGUGUCCUCCACUCCCUCAUCCUCUUACCAGUCUAUCCGUUCUUCUGCAUCCAGCUCACUGUAUGCCUCCCUCAGAUCCCCUCAAAAUUCUACCACAUCUGUAACUUCCAGCACUAUUACAGUCCCUGUCUAUUCUGUCAUAAAUGUCUUACAAGAACACCAGUUUAAAAAGCUCCCUGAAGUCUCCAUGUCAACAGCUGCUCUCCUGUCCCCCAGAAAGGCCAUGCCCCAAGAGGUUAAUGCCCAGACUCAGUCCUCUUUUGCCAGAACUCUGUCUCCUGUCAAAACUCCAAUGCACAUGUCCCCAGGAACAAUAAAAGCUGCUACCUCUUCAUCCCCUCUGUCCAACAGCCAGGAGAUACUAAAAGAUGUGGCUGAAAUGAAGGAGGACUUGAUCAGAAUGUCUACAAUUUUGCAAACUGAUACAAAUUCAAGCUCCAAAGGUUAUCAUUCUGACUCUAAGGAACAUAAAGUUGAAGAUGAGGAGCCUUUCAAGAUUGUAGAGAAGGUCAAACAGGACCUUGUCAAAGUCAGUGAAAUUCUUAGCAAGGAUGUUUUGAGAGAGAGUAAGGCAAAUAUUAAAAACACCAAAAAAGAAUAUGUCCUAGAGGAUGACACAGAUGAUAAUCCACAAAAUGAAUGGAGAUGCCCACCUCGAUAUGAAACAUUAGCUCCUCAAGUCAAAACAAAACCAGUAUCUGAGAGAGAUUUUAACCUUGCUAAAGUUGUUGAUUACCUAACCAACGACAUUGGCACAAGUUCUCUUUCUAAAAUAGCAGAGGCUAAACAAAGAACUGAGGAAGCAAGGAGAGAAGGAGAGGAGAAACAAAAACGUGUCCUGAAACCAGCAAAGGCAUUACAGGAGCACAAGCUCAAAAUGCCUCCGACCAAUAUGCGCCCUUCACCUUCAGAAAAAGAACUAUCAAAGCUUGCCGAUGCAUUGUUUGGCCCUGAAAUAGCACUAGACUCUCCUGAUGACAUCUCCCAUGACCAAGACAAAAGUCCACUAUCAGACAGUGGGUUUGAAACUCGCAGUGAGAGAACUCCCUCUGCCCCCCAAAGUGCAGAAGGAAUGGGGCCCAAAGGCCUCUUUCAGGAAAUUCCUCCUGUCAUCACUGAAACACGAACUGAGGUUGUUCAUGUCAUAAGGAGCUAUGAGCCUCCAGAGGAUCCUAAGGAGCCAGCAUUGGAAGAUGCUAGAAUGACAAAGCCUCCACUGCGAUGUGCAGACACUGAGCCCCGAUCACCUGGCGGGUCCAUCAAAGAAAGAGUUAAAGCUUACCAAGCCAGAGUCAAUGCAGAGGAUGAUGUGAUGAGCAAAGGUAUGCGGGUCAAAGAGGAAACUCACAUAACAACAACUACAAGAAUGGUAUACCACAAACCCCCCAUUAAAGAAGUUGCAUCUGAGAGGAUGGAGGAGACCAUGUCUGUACGAGACAUAAUGAAGGCCUUCCAAUCUGGCAAGGAUCCAUCUAGAGAGUUAACAGGCCUGUUUGAGCACAAAAACAGCAGUGAAGGGGCAAAUCCAUCUGUUAGGCCUCUAGACCCAAUGCCCAAAGUCGAGCGCAUCAUUGAGGUUCACAUCGAGAAAGGCAACAAAGCUGAACCAACUGAAGUAAUUAUCAGAGAAACAAAAAAUCACCCUGAGAAGGAAAUGUACAUAUAUCAGGGCAAAAGUGGCAUGAAAGAACUGCAAAACAGAAUGGGCAGUGAGCAACAUGACAGCAUAGAACCUGAAGAAUCUCUUCCUUGUUAUCUGGACUCCAGAAUACACAUGCCUGUCUCUGUGGAGGAUGAUAAAACCUUGAAACUGCUUAGUCAGCAGUCAGUGGAGUACCAUGAUGAUGAAUCAUCUGAAACAAGGGGAGAAUCGUACAAAUUUGCAGAGAAAAUGCUCCUGUCAGAUAAAUUUGACUCUUCUCAUUCAGACUCAGACGAAUCUGUGAUUGACAGGUCUCGAUACUAUGGUGAGGGAACACAAGGUGGCUCAAUUAGAGAAUUCAUGCUAAAGCCUGAUAGGUCAGGUAGAUCAUCAGAAGAUGACAAUUAUGACAAACUCACUUUGCUGCAGUAUGCUUCUGAUCCUGAUAGUCCAAAAAAGUCUAUUUGGAUGAGAGUUUCUGAGGACGGGCAGAGUAAAAGCAGAGAGAAUCACAAAUAUGAGGACAGAGUAGACAGAACUGUCAAAGAGGCUGAGGAAAAACUUAGUGAAGUUUCACAAUUCUUUCGUGAUAAAACUGAAAAACUGAAUGAUGAGCUUCAGUCCCCUGAAAAGAAGCAUCGCAGACAAGAUGCAAGGGAGACUCGUUCUGGGCCCAGCUCAACACGUAGUAGCCCAGAGAGGUCAGUGCACAGGACUGGAGGUACUGGAGAGGACUGGAGUAGAGACAGGUUUAGGGAUAAGUAUGAUUCCCAUGACAGAAAAUGUGCCAGUCUACCAAGCAGUCCUGAAAGACGAGUCUUGCUUCGAUACAAUGAUGACCCGAAAAAGGGAGACAGCUCAUCUGCAAGCAGUGCAAGUGAAUCGUCGAAAUAUUUCCAGCCUUCAACAGCUAAGGUUAGCUCGGUAAGGAUGAAAUUUGAAUCAGAGGCCCAGAAACAAGAUAAAGGUCCACAAUGGGGACAAACUUCAGGAUCCCCAGUGAGGAAGCUGCAGGAAAGUAAGCUGCCUGUUUAUCAAGUUUUUGCAGGAGGUAAUCUCCCAAAGUCAACAGAGUCUUCAGAAAGUGAGAGAAGUCCUAAAAAAGAUAGUGAGGUUGGGCAAAGUUACAAUGUUCGGAAGGCUCAAGCACAUGCACAAAAUCAGCACAGUGAAAGACAGAGAAAUAGGUCAGAUAACUCUUCACCAAAACAUCACCAAAAUGUUUACAGUAAGGAGCAAAUUGCCAAUGAAGAGAGGAAAAUAUACAAAACAUGGGAAAACCAUGGCAAUGGGCAACUGAAAGGCCAAAAGACAAAGCUUACUCAUACUCUAGUGCAUGAUAGGCAAAAUGACGACUCACAGAAUGAGCAGCACUCAUUGAGAGAUGGAAACACCCCAAAAGAAGAAACAACUAAAAAGAUAAUUUACACAGAGCUUGUAAUUCGAGAAGACCCUAGUAAUGCUGAAAAAUGCAAUGGUGCUCUAAAAAAAAACUCGGAAUCACAAAUUCCUGUUAGGGUUUCAUCUAGUUUUAUAGGCCACCAUCAAAGUAGUACUUUAAAGUUAGAUUCCUCCAUUAAAUCUGAAAGAACAGGGUCUCACAUAGCCAGAAAUACACAGCACACAAAUUCCGGUGCUAGCAAAUCACCUAGUGAUGUGUCAUCUGUAGUGAACUCAGAUUCUAGCAGGCAGAUUGUUAAUAUAGUCUGUAAUGGUGUGGAUGAUAACCAAGUUGAGUAUAUUGAAGAAGUGACCCCGGGUGUCACUGCGGACAUUAAACCUCUUCCUGUGUAUGUCAGCAUUCAAGUAGGUAAACAGUAUGAGAAGGAAACUGCUACUGGACAGUUAAACACUUACAAAAAAGUUGUAAGCCAUGAGAGCAGGACAGUACAUGAAACACGAGGAGCGUUUUAUUCUGUCAAACAGAAACAGCCACCAUCUCCACAGGGAAGCCAUGAAGAUGACACGUUAGAGCAGGUUACAUUUAUGGACAGUUCAGGGAAGAGUCCGGUAACUCCUGAGACGCCUACCCCGGAGGAGGUUAGCUACGACCUGAACUCCAGAGCUCCUGAACCUGUCAUCGGUUCCAUGGCUGGCAUGCCUAGCCCAAUCCCAGAGGAGUCAGAGGAAGAGGAGCAGCCAAAGACCUUCAUUUUCAGAGAAGUAUCAGCAGAGAAAGCCAAGUCUGCCACUCAAACGUUAGAGCCUUCAAAAAGAAAACAAGACUCAAAUGGAAAAAGGUCAAAAGACAAACGCAUAGCUUACAUCGAGUUUCCACCACCACCACCUUUAGAAACUGAACAUGCUGACCCUGAAAAGAGGGUGUCAUGUCCUUCCUCAGAAGCAGAAACAGAGAUGAUAGAGGUGAACCUUCAAGAGGAACAUGACAGACAUCUCCUUGCAGAGCCAGUAAUCAGAGUCCAGCCUCCUUCCCCUCUUCCACCUGGAGCUGACAACAGUGACUCUAGUGAUGAUGAAUCUGUUUUUCAGCCUGCCCCCCUUAAGAAGUACACCUUCAAAAUGGCUGAGGAGUGUGAGAAAUGUGUUGAGCCUAGGAAACCAGAGAGAAACGGCUCACACCACAAGGAGUCAGGUAUCAAUGGCAUUGUCAAAGGAGAAGAGGUAGAAUGUGAACAGAAUGGAAAUGAUCAGUCUAUCACUGAUUGCUCAAUAGCAACAACUGCUGAAUUUUCCCAUGAUACAGAUGCCACUGAGAUAGAUUCUCUUGAUGGGUAUGACCUACAAGAUGAGGACGAUGGACUGAGUGACCCUAAAACAUCCAGCCUGUCGAAUGAGGGAAAAACAGGAGAUCGGUCUUUCAGCCAGAGCAAACUUGAAGUGAUUGAAGAGGAGAGCACACCAAAUGAGGAAACUGGGGAAAAGGCAAAAACAAAAAGGCCAUCUGGGAAAAAAUCAGACAAUGGGAAAGAGGAUAAAAUCUAUUCUUUGGAGGGAAGACACCCAGAUAGACAAGGUGUUGCAGACAAUUAUUUCAAGUACCAACUAGAGGAGGACAUAAACCCUACCUUUAAAACUGUGGCUACUAAAGGCUUGGAUUUUGAUCCAUGGUCUGGUAAAGUGGGAGAGGAGGGAGCUUUUGAUGCUAAGAACAAAGAUGAAGAUCCGAAGCCCUGUUCUUUGUCAGUUGAAGACAAAUCACAAGCAACCACGCCGGAUACCACUCCAGCAAGAACCCCAACAGAUGAGAGCACCCCAACUAGUGAGCCCAACCCUUUCCCCUUCCAUGAGGGCAAGAUGUUUGAGAUGACCCGCAGUGGUGCUAUUGACAUGAGCAAGAGGGACUUUGUUGAAGAGAGACUCCAGUUUUUCCAGAUUGGUGAGCAUACAUCAGAUGGGCAGUCAGGGGACAAGGGGAAAGGGGGCAGGAAUGCGGGGGUAGUCGCCUCUCACUCAAAGGCAGGGGAAAGAGCUGUAGAGGGAAAGGUAGAGGAAACCACUGAUUUAACACCAUCCAGAGGCAGCACAGUGCAAGGCAGUGCUGACUGCCUGGACCCACCUCCAUUCGCUGACACCACCUCAUGCACUGUCACAGCCUCCAAAGUCGACCCCAAAUUACGCACCCCCAUUAAGAUGGGCAUCGCAGCUUCCAUUACUGUAAAGAAAGACACUGGCUCAGCUGAACUGACUGAUGUUAAAACUGAGUCCUCAGACAGUCAGAUGCCGGAAUACAUUAGCUUGGAAUCUCAAUUAGCCGAAAGUCACUUUGAUAGCAGGCGCACUAACUCUUCCCCGACUGGCAGAAAAGAUUACCCAUCAGAAAACUACAAUAACAACAAUAAUUUAGAGGCCUCCAAUGUGCAGGCCAACUACAUCCAGUGUGGUAGUGUAGUGUUCAAUUUGCAGUCAUCUUCUGAACCCACCUUACAGAAAGCUAGUAGAAUAGAAGCUCAGUUCUGUAGGGAGUCUUUGGAGAAAGCAGAGAAAGCCAGUACUGAGAGUCCUCAGACUAAAGUAGUCUCAGAAAUUAGGCAGCCCAAGUCUAGGCUCCCAGUCAAGGCAGCAGGGUUCCGUUUUAACACACUCAGUUCAGGGAAGCAGAAGCCUAAACAGGUUGUGAGGCCAGAGGCAAGGAAAGUGGAUCCUGCAUCCAUAAUGCCUGAGCCCAAGUCUAGAAUACCUGUCAAGGACAUCAAAAGAAGUGGUGCAGCUAACUCAGCUGUCACAGCUCAAGUAGUUCCAAGGUCAAGUAAGCUCCCAGAGUCAGAGAGAUCAGUCAGACCAGUGGUUCCCUCUAGGCUGCCUUUCAAAGACAGUUCAUGUGGUUCUUCCGAGGCAGGUAGAGGCAACUUUAGCGAAGUGUGUAGGCAGUCAAUUGAGUUCUUAAAGAAUGUUAGCGGAGAAGCAAUAAAGGUGGCCGAACGACUUUCAGACGAGGAGAAACAGUCACAGGGAGAGCAGUCGCAAUCGGAGGAGGACAGCAGCACAUCACGAAGCACCUCACUAUCGGACCCCUCUCAGUCCCAGCCCUCCCUCUCCGCUGGCUCCUCCCGAGGGGUCACACCCUCCAGGACAAAGGUCACAAGGGCGGCGGGCAGUGAGAGGAGGAGGAGUAAGCGGACUGGAGGAGGGAAGGAGGGCAGUAAGAACGAAGGGGCUCGCAGGUCGCCCCCCGUCGCGGAGAUCAAGCCUAGUCCACAGAGUCCCUGUGAGAGAACAGACCUUCGCAUGGCCAUCGUUGCUGAUCACCUGGGACUGAGCUGGACAGAGCUGGCUCGUGAGAUGAAUUUUUCUGUUGAUGAGAUAAACCACAUCCGCACAGAGAACCCAAACUCUCUCACAGCCCAGAGCUUUAUGCUCCUUAAGAAGUGGGUCAUUCGGGAUGGGGAAAACGCCACAACGGAUGCACUGACGACUGUCCUGACAAAAGUGAACCGGAUGGAUAUUGUGACUCUGCUGGAAGGGCCCAUAUUUGACUAUGGUAACAUUUCAGGCACCAGAAGUUUUGCAGAUGAUAGCGCUGUGUGCCAGGAAAAGGCGGAUGACUCACUAUCCAGUUCUCUAUCGUCAUCUACUCCUCUUAAGUCUUUCUUCUCUCUCUCCUCUCUCUCUCCUUCUCCUGCUCUCAGCCUGUCACCUCCUAUUUCCGCACGUAGAAUUUGUCUCUCUCCCUCACCCUGCCCUUCUUCUCUUCCUUCUUUCUCUCCCUGUGCAUCACGUUCCCUGAGUCCUGCCUCCUUCUCCCCACCGCCCUCACCGUUGCCCCCUUGUGCAUGCUGUCAUUGCCCCUACAUGCCCCCAGGACCACCCCUCAUCACUCCAUCCCUCUGUCUCAACUCCUCUACUACUGAGCGCUUCAUCUGAACAGACGUCAUUAUCCUCAUUUUUACUUAGCCAGAUUUUGAGUCUCCCCAUACUAGUAGCAGCACACAUCUCGACUAUGACUGUAAAAUUAAGACUGCUUCUUAUUUGCACUUAUGCAACAUUUGUAAUGGUGUCUAACUAACCAACUAAAGUGACCCUUUAGAUUAGACAACACUAUUCACUAUUAACUAGGUGCAUAUUACUAGCAUAUUGGCUGUUUAUU
Messenger RNA from Sinocyclocheilus grahami, 11689 nucleotides. Its product is annotated as ankyrin-3-like. NCBI's taxonomy places the organism in Eukaryota, Metazoa, Chordata, Actinopteri, Cypriniformes, Cyprinidae. Bases 55 to 11466 code for a protein of 3803 amino acids. Gene Ontology annotation, molecular function: protein binding. Gene Ontology annotation, biological process: signal transduction. The record is from RefSeq and is a predicted model, not a curated record. The transcript has 36 exons.